Molecule: messenger RNA, 1794 nt
Organism: Galeopterus variegatus (Sunda flying lemur)
Lineage: Eukaryota; Metazoa; Chordata; Mammalia; Dermoptera; Cynocephalidae
Gene: TSLIG3C
Product: family with sequence similarity 98, member C
Exons: 8
Coding region: 461-1549 (362 amino acids)
Cellular component (GO): tRNA-splicing ligase complex
Source: RefSeq, a predicted model, not a curated record
CUAAGGGGCACAUUGUGAUCGAUGAGAAAGAGGGGUGGGUGUGAGGGGUGAGCCGGGAUUCCUGAGUCCCUGACAUAAUUCCAACGUUACGGCGGAAAGGGGGAAGCAAGUUCCUGGACUUGGGGCGGAGUUGGGUGAACGCUUGGUUUGGGGUGCUUUACGAGCAGAAGGCAACUGAGGGAGGCUGUGGAAAAGGAAACCGAAGUUGCUUUUAUGUUGCCACAGUAGAGACACUUGGUAGCCACUCACGACAGCUGGGGUCCUGAACGCACUCUGAAAUUUACAGAGCCACGGAGCGUUUCCAGAACUCGGACGGUUUACGCUAAGGUGGUGGUGGCGGACCUGUGGGCGGGCUCUGCCUUCUCCUACACCAAUUGGAACGCCGAAACCCCUCUGGGAGACGAGGCUGAUUGGUCAGCGCCGCCACACGCGAGUGCGCACGGCGCUCCUGGGGCGGAGCAUGCGCAGCAGAGGCGACGCGCUCAUGGAGGGGGCUGAGGCGGAAGCGCGAGAGUGGGACGAUGUGGCCCGGGACCUGCUGGCUCUGGGGUAUGGGGGUUUCCCGGGGGCGGCGUCGCGGAGCACCUCGUGCCCAGACUUCAGGGCGCUGUGCGCGCGGCUGGCGGCAGAGCUGGCGACUCUGGGAGACCUGGAGCAGCAGCGAGAGGAGGGCGCCGAGGUGCUGAGCGCCGGCGACGGCCCCAGUGCGGAGGAGGAAUUCCUGCGACAAGUGGCCAACCUGCUGCGGGAGUGGCACUGCCCGGAUCGUGCGCUCUGCGGCGGAGACUGCGUGACCGCGCUGCGGAAGCCUGGCACGGGCUUGCGCCUGCUGCGCUUUCUCUGCUCGGAGCUCCAGGCUGCUCGCCUCCUGCAUCUGCACCCCUCGCUGGAUCCCAGCCCUGUGCUACCCUUUAGGGAGGGGGCAGAGCAGGAAGCCGGCAUGGUCCAGGAACUAGUCCUUACCCUCCAAGCCGUGGGGCUGCCCAGCCCCACGCGGGGGAUCCCCGCCAGCCGUCUACUGUGGGAGUUGCAUACCAAGAUCUCAGAGCUGCUGCCUUCCCUGCCCCCAGGGUUCAUGCAGCCCCUCCUCACCUACCCGCUGGAUGCACCUAGAUGGGAAGCGUUGGAGUCUUUGUCCCAAAGCCUGAGAGAUCAGUACUGCUGCCGCCGCUGCCUCCUUCUCAAGCGCCUCGACCUCACAACAUCUGCUUUCCACUGGAGUGAUCGGGCAGAGGCCCAAGGAGAGGCCAUGAAGGCAGUGCUGAUCCCAGUCCGAGAGGUUCUGACCCCAGAAUCAGACGUCUCCAUUGCACAUGUCCUGGCUGCCCGAGCUGACCUGUCUUGUCUGAUCCCAGCUACCAGCAAGGCUGCCCGCCGAGGGACCCAUUGUGCUAUCAACAAGGUGCUUAUGGGCAAUGUGCCAGACCGGGGGGGGCGCCCAAAUGAGCUGGAGGCUCCCAUGCCCAGCUGGCGGAGCCGAAGAGAAGAUGGAGGUGGGCGGAAAGCAGGCCGCCAGUGCUGGGGCCACAAGAAGAAGAAGAAGAAGUAAAGGUGGACUGGUGGUCAGGGGGUUCUUUAUGAGAUGCUGAUGCCAUUGGUAAUCUUUGGUGAGUCAGGUUGAGGGUUUCCUUUGGCACCUGGCACAUAAGCCCCCCCAUCCCCUGUUUCUGAGGCCCCAAAUGUCCUACCCCCAUUCACCACUCAACACCAAGAACCAUGUUCUCUGGAAAAUAAAUUUAUUUAUUUAUUGGUGGCUGGCUGGUACAGAGAGGAAAAUAAAUUUAAUUUAUAGCA